UAAAUAAAUAAAUAAAUAACUAUAUAUAUAUAUGUAUAUAAAAUUGGUAUUUGUCACAGCUACAACGAAAGGUACAAUUGCUUUAUUAGAUAUUGCAAAUUUAAAAUGCAAAUUCAUUUCGAAACAUUCUGCUGCCUAUAUAACGAGUUUAGAUGCACAUCCGGAAAGGUACAGAAAUUUAAUUAAAAAUAUAUUUUAUGGAAUAAAAACUGAUACAUUCAUUUACAGUACUUAUCUUAUCACGGGAAAUAGAGAGAGUAUUUUAAAUUUAUACGAUUAUGAAAAAUGUAGCUUGAUUAUAUCUAGAAAGGUUCCAGAUCUACCAAAUUUGGAGACAAUCCUUAAUUACCAAAUGAAAAAGAAUCAAAUAAUUUAUAUCAGCUGUCCACAAAUACACGAAAGUUUGACUGCCAUUACUGCUCUCAAAUAUUCUCCAACAUGUACGUUGUAACAUACUCUCAAUCAACGUUUUUUUGUGGAUAAUAUUAUUAAUUCUAACAAAUGCUAAUACAGAAUUAUCUUUUUUGUCAGCUGAUUUACUCAUCUGUGGUAUGGAAAAUGGCACUUUAUGGAUAUUACAUCCACUAACAUUGGAAUUGUUAGAUGAAUUUCCUUACAAGCAUUCGUCUCAAUCUAUUCGUAAUGUUGCCUUUAGCAAAUGUUCGACUUACAUGGCUUAUUCCGUUAAGUAUAUUUUUACGAUAAAUAAAAUACUUAGAUAAAUGUUUAUUUAACUUACUUUUUUUUAGGAUGAUGCUCUAUGUAUCGUAGUGUUCAAAAAAAAUAAUUCAAAGUCCCUAAAUGAAACUAACAUUUGGAAUUUAAUUGGAAAAUGUCAUUCACAUUGUUUACCUAUCAGACAAAUAUUAUUUGGACCUUCUGUUAAAGGCAAUUCAGUUCCUCGACUUUUCUCUUUAGGAGAGGACAAAGAUCUUAUUGAAUAUGAUUUAGAAAUUAGGUAAACAAAAAAUUAUAUAUAUUUUAAUAUUUGUUAUAUAUAGAAUAUUAUACGUAUAUAAUGAUAUAUCUAUAUUAAAAUAGUGGACCAUAUCCGGAUCCAGGAUUAAAAAUUUUACAGAUCGAUCGAAUUGAAUCAAAAGCAACUCCUUUGUACAUGGAAUGGUAUCCGAAAUUCGGAGCUGAAACUCUUUUUGUGAUAUCGAAUUCUGAAGUAAUUUAUGACGUGAAAAUUGAACGAAUCAUAUAUAUAUAUCUACAUUUUACAAUUUCAGCACAAGUACAGAUUAUUAAAUGAUAUAAUAAGAAUGAUUCGUGGAACUUUUGUGAAUCCAACAUUUGAAACGCCUGUACAACGUUUUAAAGUAUUUGACAUUAUGGGAUUUUCAUUGAUUAUAUCAUUAUGAUUUUUUGUUUCCAGAUAUUACCAAAAGAAAAUAAUAACAUUUACAUGAUAUUUGCAACUAAUAAAGAAAUAGGUCUACAAAUUCUUCCUAUAGAUGGUAAUCCUUACACAAGUGUAGCAAUUACUGGACAUCCGUUUCAGAUCACUGGAUUUGCUGUGGAUUGUAAAAAGAGUAUCGUAUUUACUAUGGGAUAUAAAGACUCAUGCGUUUUAAUGUGGAAGAUAAAAUUCAGAUCAGUAAAAAUUAUGAAACGUUUAGGAGGAGAAGGAUUGUCUCCGUUUUAUAGUCUUAUAAAAGGUGGUAAAAAUGGUUGGUUGUUUAAUGAAAUGCAAGAUUUAUUCUACUACGCACAGAUUCUACAACAAGGAGAAAAUACGAUCGAAACAAGAAAGAUUUCCGAUAUGGCUUCUAUAAAACAAAUACCAAAUUUAAUGCGAGCUGUUGGUUAUUUCCCUAGUAACAAAGAACUGGAAAACAUUUUGUGUGAAGUAUCCUAUAAGAAUUAUGCGGAAACGGGACAAUUAUUGGAGGAAAUUACUUUCGAAGAUUUUGUUAAACUUUACAUCAAUCAUCGACCUGUAUUUGGAUAUUCUACGAAAGAAAUGAAAAAAGCUUUCGCAAGUUUUUGCGAAACAAAAUCGGUUAACGACGAAGAUUUAGUUUUAACUCGAGAUCAAUUUAUGAAUAUCUUACUUGGUACAUAUCCAGAGAAAAAUACCUUGGAAGAUAAACUUCUCGGUGAACCACUGACGUUGGAAGAAGCAUAUACAUACCUAAAACUGCUUAUUCCUUCGGAGGAUGCCAAUAUGGAACAUUUUGCAGAUUCGAAAGGACAAGUAUCUUUAAAUUUCGAUUUUCUACCAUCGAGGAUAUCUUACAAAGAUUUUGUCACGGUUAUUUUGGGUGUUGAUUUGUUGGAGAAGAUGAGGGCUGAGAAUAAAGUUACGUGAUGUUUGCCGCAUUGCCGAUACAAUUUUUUACUCAAUUUUUAUAUACAUUAAGAAAG
Messenger RNA from Vespula vulgaris, 2370 nucleotides. RefSeq names its product cilia- and flagella-associated protein 251-like. The record is from RefSeq and is a predicted model, not a curated record. Gene Ontology annotation, cellular component: motile cilium. The transcript is spliced from 6 exons. The coding region runs from base 1361 to 2314 and encodes 317 amino acids. NCBI's taxonomy places the organism in Eukaryota, Metazoa, Arthropoda, Insecta, Hymenoptera, Vespidae.